ACGACGAAGACACUGAGUAGAAGGAAAAGAACAAGAGCGGCACGACGGGGAGUGGAGGCUGAGAGACACGGCCGCCUCAGCCCUGCAACACCAUUCGCCACUCGACGUCACCCUCUCGCCUCGAAGACAGCGAAGCUGCCUCCCCCUCCCCCUGCGCGGGUCGCGCGUCGCCGGCGCCACAGACCUCCCGAGGCGGCGCUGAUGAGCAGCCGAAGGCCCGCGACCACCCUCGCGCCGGCCACCUCGCGCCCGGCGCCGCCCCGCCACCGCGCCACCGCCACCGCCGCCGCCGCCACGGCCACCACCCGCCCCACAAUGCCCCAGCGGGGCGGCCCCGCCUCGCCGCGCGCCAUUGGCCCCUCCAACCCCCGGCGCGCGCUCAUUGGCCCGCGGGGCGGCGGGGUGGGGGGCGUGCGCCGGGCCGGCGCGCCCGCGGAUCCUGGGGCCAUGGAGGGCGGCCCGUUCGACGACGCGCUCUUCUCGGAGCUGGCGGGCUGCGGGGCGGCGGGCGGCGCGCUGCUGGCGCCGGGAGCCAAGGCGGCGGCCGAGCGAGGCGCGGCGGGCGGCGGCGCGGGCGUGCACUCCAUC
Molecule: messenger RNA, 588 nt
Organism: Gryllus bimaculatus (two-spotted cricket)
Lineage: Eukaryota; Metazoa; Arthropoda; Insecta; Orthoptera; Gryllidae
Source: the annotation of a GenBank genome assembly